This is a messenger RNA of Didymodactylos carnosus, 342 nucleotides long. The record is from the annotation of a GenBank genome assembly. Lineage: Eukaryota; Metazoa; Rotifera; Eurotatoria; Philodinida; Philodinidae.
AUGAUUGAACGAAAAGACACGAAGUAUUUGAGAUCUGUAUUUUUUGUUAAUGAUGUGAAUAAGGAAGAUUUUGUUAUUGUCGAAUAUGAUUCUAAUUGGUGGUUAGCUCAAAUACUUGAAUUGAAUGAACUAACUCAAGAGUUACAUGUUCUAUUUCUUCAUCCUCGGGGUCCACAAUUAAAAUUUGCAUUUCCUAACAGACGCGAUGAACUGCUAAUUCCGGUGACUUCAGUUGUAGCCGCUCUACGUGAACAACCGAAGAAAACAGGAAGACGUGACCAAAAAUAUGAACUAUCUGUUCUUCAAAUGAAUGAUAUAAAUACUGUUUUCGAAUCAUUCUAA